AUGGCCACCGUCCACCCCCAAUCGCCGGCGGGCCCCACCACACCUCUUCCGCAGGAGGAGCGACACGGGUACGCCGCCCCGGACCCGCCCGCCGUCGUCUCCGGCGAACCCGCCGCCACCGCCGCGGUCGGAGCGGAGGCGGGCGGCGAGAUCGCCGCGCUCGACAAGCAGCUCGCCGUCGUCGUCGUCGGCGGCGGCGAGGAGAGGAGGCCGGGCGGGGCCGGGGCCGGUGCCGGGGCCGCCAGCGCAGGCGGGGGAGGGAAGCUGGCGGCGGAGGCCAUGCGCAAGUACGCCGCCCCGCGGUCGUCGCGGUUCCACGGCGUCACCAGGCUCAAGUGGAGCGGCAAGUACGAAGCGCACCUAUGGGACAACACCAGCCAGGUCAAGGGCCGCAAGCGCAAGGGCAAGCACGUAUACUUAGGCAGCUAUGUUACUGAAGAGCAGGCUGCAAAGGCACAUGAUUUGGCUGCCCUUAAAUAUUGGGGCACAGGACCAAACACCAAACUGAACUUCAAUAUUUCUGAUUAUGAGAAAGAAAUUGAGGUUAUGAAGACCAUGUCUCAAGAUGAAUUUGUGGCCUACAUAAGGAGGCAAAGCAGUUGUUUCUCGAGAGGUACCUCAUCAUACCGGGGUGUAACCAGACGGAAGGAUGGUAAGUGGCAAGCAAGAAUUGGUAGGAUUGGUGAGAGUAGAGACACCAAAGACAUUUACCUUGGGACCUUUGAAACUGAAGAAGAGGCGGCAGAAGCUUAUGACCUAGCAGCAAUUGAGCUUCGUGGUGUUCAUGCUGUUACCAAUUUUGACAUUAGUAACUACUGUGAAGUUGGUUUGAGAAAACUAGAAGGCCCGUCAGAGGUGACGAAGCUGGAUGGUCCAUCGGAGGUUAUGAAGCUCGCUGGACAGUAG
This is a messenger RNA of Miscanthus lutarioriparius, 906 nucleotides long. Lineage: Eukaryota; Viridiplantae; Streptophyta; Magnoliopsida; Poales; Poaceae. The record is from the annotation of a GenBank genome assembly.